AUCAGCUUCAUCAUGAUUCUCAGCGGACACCAAGUCAUCACCCGCCAACUAGUCCAUAAUCUACGCAACAUCACCCAGCAGCAACAGCCCUGCGGCGUCGACCUCACUCUGCGCCAAGUGUCCAAAUGGACCUCACCGGCCACCAUAGACUUUGAUAAUACCAAACGCCAAGCAGCCAAAACGUCUAUCCUGCCUUUCGACAACACCAAUCAGUCAAUCACACUCCAACCAGGCGCCUACUUGGUAGAUUUCAACGAGACCGUUCGAAUCCCACGGAAUUGCAUGGGGAGCGUUUUCCCUCGAUCGUCGCUUUGGCGCUCUGGUGUUGGGAUUACAGCUGGUGUGGUCGAUGCGGGAUAUGAAGGUGCCAUGGGGGCUUUGAUGGAGGUCAAAAAUCCCAAUGGGAUUAUUCUUUUACGUGAUGCGAAGCUUGCUCAGCUUGUAGUCCAAGAAUUGGGGGAAACAGUUGAUGGAUACAAGGGUGUUUAUCAGGCUUCAACGAGUAGUGCUGGGCGUGACGGGACGGAAUGAAUGCUUAUCAGCAGAUAUAUGCUUCAUUUUAUACCCUUCAACCAUGAUAGCACCUUAGAUAAAGACUUCUGUUUUGAGGCAAUGCUCUAAUGAACUACUCCAACAGUUCAUCAAAUGACGUGGUCCAGUCAGAUACUAAGAAAGUAGGUGAGCGUGGUUGGACAGAC
Aspergillus wentii DTO 134E9 is the source of this 698-nucleotide messenger RNA. Its product is annotated as putative dUTPase. The record is from RefSeq and is a predicted model, not a curated record. NCBI's taxonomy places the organism in Eukaryota, Fungi, Ascomycota, Eurotiomycetes, Eurotiales, Aspergillaceae. The transcript has a single exon. The coding region runs from base 13 to 531 and encodes 172 amino acids.